AUGGGGAAUGCCGAAUCAGAUAGACGUACCGCCACGUUGGAGAAAUAUAAAGAUAUAUUACCCAGUGAUGCAAAGGAUUGGUAUUAUCAAAAUUUUAAGGUAUAUUUAGAAAAAGAACUUAAAAAAAAUGGUAUUCCGUGGAAUGAAUCAAACUUUUUACAACUUUUGAAAAAACAUAAAGAAAAUGUUCCAGUUAGUGAUAAAGGUAAAUUUUGUAGAUGGAAAGAAAUACAAAAAGAGAUUUUCGAUGCUGUUAUACAACAUCAUCAAUACGAUUAUUAUUAUCCUUGGGAAACAGAUGCAGAACGUAUAUUAAAUGAAUCCCCUAAAACUCAAGAAUUUAUUGGAAUUGAUUGUAAUGAAAUUGAUACAGUAGAAAAAGAAACUAAGAGUUCAACAGGAAAACUAUGUUCUUUUAAUACUACAGAAAUAGGUUCAUGUUUACCUGAACGUCGAAAGGAUUUAUAUAUGGAAGGUAUAAAAACAAAUAUUGAAAUAACAGAAACACUUAUAGAUUCAAAAGGGUCCAAUACAGUGGUACAACCUCUUUUUCUUGGAAGUGUGGUGAGUUCUCUUGCACGUAAGGCAAAUACUGAAAUUCAAAAAUUAAAACGUAGUGGAAAAACUGAUACAGACAUAUGUAAAAUAAUGCAAAGAAAUAUUGCUGAUUAUAAAGAUUUGUUUCUUGGAAAAGAUAUUGUGCCAUAUAGUUAUUCGAAAAAUUUACAAUGUAGAUUGGAAAAAAUACGUAAUUAUAUAGAUCAACAAGAUGAAACAAAAUAUAAUAAUUUAUUAGAUACCAAAAUUAAAAAAAUUGUACAAAAUCAUUUAGAUGAUUUAAUAGAUGAAGAUGGAAAUAAAUGCACGUUAUAUAAUAUGUCGCAUACAGAUUUUCAAUGUCUACGUUUUUUAGAUGAAUGGUUUGAGGACUUUUUAAAAAAAAAACAAAAUAUCCAAAAUCAUAUAAUACAUACAUGUUUUAAUAAAAAGUCAAAAACACUAUCAUUAGUUGCUGGUACUAAAAGUGACAUGACAUGUAAAACUUAUUGUGAUGGUUAUAAAAAAUUUCUAGAGGGUAGUAGAUCCUGUUAUCAAACAUAUCUUAAAAAAUGCACAGAAAAUAUUAUGAACACAGAAGAUAAAAUAAAUGGUAACAAAUAUGAAGAACAUAUUGUAAAGACCGAAAUUAAUAAUAUGCUUAAAAAAAUAAAGAAAAAAUUACGCUGUCCAGAUUCUAUUUGUGGAGAAGAUCAUGAAGUAAUUUUAUCCCCAUAUUUUGUACCAAGUAAUACUUUUUUUUCUCUUCAUAAAGGUUAUUAUUGCGGGUGUCAACCGUACAAUAAUAAUUUCAAAAAUAUUUUGAAGAAGUACAGUGAGCAAAAUGGUCACACCACAAAUAUAUCCGAACUAGAAACUAUACUGAACGAACUUAGUUUAUGUUCGAUGAAUGAUUAUGAUUUUGACGGAACAGUUGGGGGUAAGGGGGAAAACGUUGUUACAAAGAGUAGAGAUGUUAGUGAUGUGAAGGGUAUGUGUGAAAUUACAUAUCGUGAUUCAUUUAUUCGAAAAGGAAAUAUUGGUAAUCCGUGCUGGAAUUAUAACAUAGAUAAUAAAAAAUGGAUAUGCGAUGGAACAACAAAAAGAAAUGAUGGGACAUUAUUAUUAUCCUGGAAGAAUAAAGCGUGUAUGCCUCCAAGAACACAAGUGUUAUGUUUAGGAUAUUUACACGCAGAUAACACUGGGAAAAUAUACAAUUAUCUUGAUUAUAUUGAUACUAGCCAAAAACUUUUGACUGAAAUACUGAUUGCGGCGAAAUACGAAGGCGAAAAUAUAAAAAAAUUUUAUAAAGGAAACACAGAUACUGAAAAGACCCAAUUAUGCAAUGCUUUGAAAUACAGUUUUGCCGAUCUAGGUGAUAUUGUUCGCGGACGAAGCAUAUGGGAAAAUGGAUAUAUCCAGAGGAUGGAAACCAAUUUAAAGGCAAUUUUCGAUAAAAUAUAUAAUAAAUUACCUAGUGAGAAAAAAAGUAUAUAUAAUGAAAAAAAUGAUACAAGUUAUUAUUAUUUGCGAGAAACAUGGUGGAAUACUAAUAGAGAAUAUAUAUGGAAAGCGCUACUUUGUGGUGCACAAAUAAAUGGAGGUGGUUGUGGCGGUACUGUCCCCAAUAUAGAUUAUAUGCCGCAAUUUUUACGGUGGCUAACCGAAUGGAGUGGUGACUUUUGUCGGGAGAAAAACACAUACGACAUAACAUAUGAUCACAUAGAUAACGUGAAACAGGAUAAAAAUAUAGAAUCUAUGUGCAAAGGAUGUAAUGCGGACGGAGGUGGAGAUUGUUUAAGCAGUUAUCCGAAAUCUGGAUAUUUUUCUUCAACUACUACAUGUUCAGAAUGCAGAAAAACAUGCAAACAAUAUAAGGAAUGGAUAGAAAAACAAAAAAAAGAAUAUGAACAACAAAAAAAAAAAUACAAAGAAGAAAUUGAAAAUUCGAAAAAAACAGAAAAUGGAAGUUCAGGUAAAACUGUACUUCGUGUACGACCUAUAUCAGAAAACACAAGAAAUAUAAAUGAAUUUUUUAAUAGAAUUGUUAGCGAAUAUCCUGAUGUUAACAAAUUUUUGGAUGAAAGGUCUCAACAUACUGGUUGUAAAUACAAUAGAGAUCCAGUAAUAUUUAUAAAUAAUGAUGAUGAUAACAAAAAUCCAAAUGACCCUUUUAAUGAAAAACAUAAACACUGUAAAACAUGCAACGAACAAAUACAUCUCCAAGAAUUAACUAAAGGUACAAUGCUUGCAGAUGGGAUGCCGGGAUCUCCACCAAAUAGACAUCCGGCAUCACCGACUGCUCCACCAGGUGGUAGUGGUGGUGUAAAAAGGGGUAAAGAUGGAAGCAAAAGUGGCGCCACGCAGACAACUACUACAUCAACUACCACUACAAGUGAUACAAAAAAAGCUGGUACUGUACAUAACGAAUGUGAUCUUGUAUUAGAAAAAAUGUCGAAUUAUUGGGAUUGUAACCAAAAAGAUAGCAAUAAAAACCCUGUAUGCAAACAAGAAAAUGGUGCUAUAUCUGCUGUAGAAGAUGACGAAGAUAAUGAAGAUGAAUAUGGUAUCUAUAAGGAUGAAUUUUUCAAAUUAUUUAAUAAAUGGCUAAAUUCAUUUUUAGAAGAAUACAAAAGAUUUAAGGAUAAAAUAAAAGAUUGUAAAACAUAUGCAUCGCAAAAUAAAUGUGGCCAAGAAUACUGUAAGGUAAAAUGCUAUUGUUUGAAUAAAUGGAUAAAGAAAAGAAAAAAAGAAUGGGGAAUGCAGAAACAAUAUUAUGAAAGGUUUAAUAAAAAAAGUUAUGGAGAUGCACAUUUAAAAGUUUUAGGUAGUCUUGAUCUUUAUUUUAAGACACAAUUUCAACAAAAAUUUCUUAAUGUUAUGGGUAACGAAAUCAGCAGACAAGAACUAGAACAAUUUUCAGAUGAAAAAGAUCCUUUAAAACCAAUAUUAAUAAAAUCACAAGAAUUAAUUGAUGACUGUAUGAGAAAAUGUCCCAAAAAGCUUUCAUGUAGUGAAAAAGGGUUCAAGAACGAGUGGGAGUGCGAAACAGCCGAGACUACUGCAGGUGGUAGUGGUACUGGCAAUAGCGGUGAUAUAUGUUUAAAAAAAGGCGAUAACAAAUAUGAAAAAGAAAAUAUGAAUAAAGUGGAAGACGUGUAUCAAUUUUAUGACUCGUUCGAGGAAUGGAUCGAUUAUAUGGAAAAAUCAAUAAAUGAAAAAAUGAAAAUACUCAAACAAUCGUGUGAGAACCAGUUGGGUGGUAGGUCGUCACGUGGUACUGGUAGUACGUUGGAUUGUGGGACUUGUACUGACGACUGCAAAUGUUAUGAUGGGUGGAAAAAACGAAUUGAUGGGCAGUGGGAUAAACUCAAAGAAUACUACAACAAUUACAAAGAAAGAAAGGACAAUAAGAUGCAAGGUAUUGACCUGAAUAUUUUUUUGGAAGCAUUAUGUGAAACGAAAUAUGGUGAAAAUAGUGGUACUGGUGAAGAUAUAUGUGAAAAACUGAAAGGUGAAAAAUCAAAUUUUGUGGAAGGACUAUUAGAUAAAAACCAGGAUAAAACGAAAUCUGUGUGUGACGUUUGCGAUACAAAAAAUACAAAAGACUCGUUUGACGGUACUACAUGUAGUGGAAUUAGUGAUAUUACUGACCAGGAAUGUAAACCAAAAACAUUUGAUGAUCUGAAAAAAGGUGUAAGCAACUCGUAUGAACGAGAAAAAUCAUGGGGUUGUAGAAAUAAAAUUAAUAAUAAUCAAUCCUCAGAAAUUGUAAAAGAUGUAUGUGUCCCUCCAAGAACACAACCUUUAUGUAUAGCAAACAUGGUAACUUCAAGUGGAACAAUAAAAGGGGGAUGGUCGAACGAAAAUGAUUUGAAAACAAAAUUAAAAGCUGCAAUUAAAAAGGAAACAAAACGAUUACACGAAUAUUACACGACAAAGAAUGGCAGUGCUGGUAUAACACCUGCCGCGACAGGAGAAAUACCUCGUGGAUUUUGCGAUGCUGUAUAUCGUAGUUUUAAUGAUUACAAACAUAUGGUUUUAGGAGAUAUGUUGUGGAAACCUAAAAGUAUUGAUGCCUUGGAAAAACAAAUUAAAACGAUUAUUGAAAAUGGUAAACCUAGUACUACUAGGGAACAAUGGUGGAGUAAAAAUGAGUCCGAAUUUUGGAAUGCAGUAAAAUGUGGGAUCAAAGCGGGCAAUGGAGAUCCCACUAGUUGUCCGCGACUCAUUAAUGAUGAUGAUCAAUUUGAAUGGUGGGCCAAGGAAUGGUCCGACGAUUUCUACGAGAAACGAAAACAAUUGGCGGACAAGGUGGUGAUGGAGUGUAAUGGUAGUAAAGGGUGUAGUGGUGUUAGUGGUCAAACUACACCUAGUGGUGAUUGUGGAACCAAAUGUACACAGUAUAAAACGUUUUUAGAAAAAAAAAGGAAUGAAUGGAAAGAUAAUUUCAAAAAAUAUUUAGAUGAUAAAGAAAAGGAACAAAAAACGAAAUCAAAAACCAUUCCUGAGGACACAAAAAUGUAUAUGCCACAAAACCAUUAUUUAAUAUCUGCUUGUGCUAAUAAUUCAUGUACUGGAAAAGAAUUUAUAGGAAUAUUAAGUGAUAAAAAACCUUAUGGGGAAUAUGAAAAAGAAUGCACGUGCAAGACACCGACACCAGACGAAACGAAUCCUUGUAGUGAUAGAUUUGAAUUUCAUUCAUGUAAUGAAAAAAAAUUUAGUAAAAAUAUAUGGAGUAGCACAUAUGUGAAAAAUCCUAAAGAUCGAGGUAAAGUGUUUUCCCCGCCAAGACGUAACAGUAUAUGUAUAGGAUGGUUAUUUUCGCCAAUUAUUGAAACAAAUAAAGAUAAAGCCAAAGAGGAAUUGAAAAAAAAAAUUAUCGACGCAUCAAAAGGGGAGUCACACUACCUACACAAAUAUUACACAAAUAGUGCUACCAAAACUCUCGACAAAGACGCGUUUUGUAAAGCCCUGAAACGCUCGUUCGCAGAUAUUGGAUAUAUGGUGAAAGGGACCGAUCUGUGGAUGGCAGGGUACUCGCCUCUUGUGGAAAACAAUAUACGCGAUGUAUUUGCAAUGAAGGAUGGUAGUGGUACUACACCACCUAGUGAGGAACAAAUAAAAAAUGCACGCAAAACAUGGUGGGAACAAAAUAAAGAUACAAUCUGGAAAGAAAUUUCGAAAUGUAAUGGCACCUACUUAUGUGGAGAUACCGCCCAUGACGAUGACAAGAAACCUCAGUUUUUAAGAUGGCUAGAAGAAUGGUCCGAACAUAUGUGCGAAGAAAGACAAAAACAAUUGAAAGAGUUACAAACAAAGUGUAAUGAAAGUGGCAAGGACGUACAGAGUGAUAAAAAUUGCGACCGAGGAAGUGAAGCUUGCAAACAACAAUGUAAUAAAUAUAAUAGAUGGAUAACUACUCAUAAAAAUGAAUGGUUAGGCCAAAAAUCUAAAUACGAAGAAAUAUUCAAUGAUAAGUUCGGUGAAAAUUAUGAUGACUUUAAACAACAUAUGAAGGGUAAUGCAGAUGCAAAUACAUAUAUAACAUCCAAGAAUGAUAAAUGCAAAAGUGGCACCACAAAAGUAAACCUGGAUACCAUUUUCAACAAAACCGAUGACGAUUAUAAAAAAUACGAACCCUUCUGCACAACAUGCCGAAUCAACGAUAUAGCUCAAAAGGCAAAAGAGAAUACACAUGAUAAUCCUUGUGGAAAUAAAAGUGGCAAACACGUGCGUGUGAAAAAAGUCGCACAACAGAUGCAAAAACAGACAGAACAGGACACACAAGGUCGUAGUGGUAAUAUUAGUUUGUUGAAAGGAAAGCCAGAACAAGGUGAAUAUAAACAUAAGGGUGAAGGAAGUCAGUUGCAGAACGGCAUAUGUGGUUUAACGAAUAAACAUUCCAAUGAUCGUCGUGCUGUUGGUGAUUAUCAAGGACCAUGUAAAGGCAAAGGAACCAGUAAAAAUGAAGAUAUACACACUCGAUUUGUUGUAGGUGUUCGCUGGCAAAAGGAUCCGACUGAUAUUCAUCCAAACCACCCUGAUGUUAUUAUGCCCCCCAGAAGACGUCAUAUAUGUACCUCGAAUUUAGAAAAUUUAGAUGUGGAUAAAGCUGAUGGACUCAAAGUUAAUAAAGUUAAUGAUUCUUUUUUGGGAGAUGUAUUGCUAACUGCAAAAGAGGAAGCAGACAAAAUAAUAGAAAUGUAUAAAGAAAAGAAUAACUUAAAACACCUCAAUGACGAAAAUCACAAGGAAACUGUAUGUCGAGCAAUGAAAUAUAGUUUUGCAGAUAUUGGCGAUAUUAUUCGAGGAAGAGAUUUAUGGAGUAGAAACGGUGACAUGCAAAAUCUAGAAAAAAAUUUGAAAGCCAUAUUUAAAAAAAUUAAAGGAACAGUUAGUGACCAAACCAAAUAUGCUAGUGACAACGAACCAUAUAAACAAUUGAGAUCCGAUUGGUGGACUGCAAACCGAGAACAAAUAUGGGAUGCAAUGAAAUGUGGAUACAAAAGUAGUGUCAAAUGUGAUGGUGAAAGUAAUACCCCAUUUGACGACUACAUCCCACAAAAAUUGAGGUGGAUGACCGAAUGGGCCGAAUGGUUUUGUAAAGCACAAAAAAAAGAGUAUGAGGAAUUGGUGCAGGCGUGUCAGGGAUGUAAUGCUAGUGGUAAAAAAUGUGAUAAAGAUGAGUGUGAUAAGUGCAAAACAGCUUGUGGUAAAUAUAAAAAAGUUGUUGGUGAAUGGGAAACGGAUUGGAAAGAACAAAAAACAAAAUACGAUCAAUUAUACCAAAAAGCACAAACUAGUGGUAGUAGUAGUGAUGAAAAUCAAAAAUAUCUUGACUUAUUUUUACAUAAACUUAAGGAACAAAAUAGUAAAAAUGACCCAUAUAAAACUGCUGAAGUAUACAUACAUGAAGAACUUAAAAAUAUGGAAUGUAAAGAACAAAAUGAAUUUUGUGAAAAAAAAUCUAGUGCUACUAACCCCAAUUAUGCUUUUGAGAAGACACCAAAAGACUAUGCUACAGCGUGUAGUUGUAGCACGACACCAGUGGUACCGACGACACCGGAGUGCAAAAUAGAAACAUAUGUUUCGGAAAAUGAAAACACAAGAAAAAGUACGGGAGGUUGUAAUGAUAAAGAGAACGUAGAUUGGAAUUGUGAUACAAGUAAGUUUAAAACUGGUAAUGAUGGAGCCUGUAUGCCUCCACGAAGACAAAAAAUGUGCAUUCAUUAUUUACAAAAUAUGAAUAAUGCAAAAGGUAAAACAGAAGAAGAAAAUUUAAAAGACGCAUUGUUGAAAUCGGCAUCACUGGAAACACAUUUGUUAUGGAAAAAAUUUAUAUCCGAUAAAAAAAAUGAAAAACCACAAGUACAACCAGAUGAACUCGAAAAAGAAUUAAAAGAAGGAAAAAUCCCCCCUGAAUUUUUACGAACUAUGUUCCAUACGUUUGGCGAUUUCAAAGAUUUGAUAACAGGAGAAGAUAUAGGUAUUCAUACAAAUAAUAACGAUAUAGGGCCAAAAGUAAAACAAAUUUUAGAGAAACCAAGUAGUGGCACCCACCUUAGCACCCCCAUAGACCCCUCAACCUGGUGGAAUGGUGUUGCCACUGAUGUGUGGGACGCGAUGGUAUGUAGUCUGACACACGGGGUAAGUGGCAUGGACACGGCGGCGAAAGAAAAACUAAAAACCAACAACGCGUUUGGUACAGUGACAUUUAGUGGUACCACCACCACAUCUAGUGGUUCCACUGACGGCCUCGCGGCAUUCGCCUCUCGGCCGCAGUUUCUUCGCUGGAUGACCGAAUGGGGGGAACAAUACUGUCGUGAGUACACGAAGGAAUUUAAGAAAUUGGAGGAUGCGUGUCAGGAGUAUGAAUGUAAUGGGAAUAAAGGUGAUAAAACAAAAUGUGAAAACCAAUGUUCAGAAUAUAAUACAUGGUUGGGAACUUGGAAAGGACAUUAUACAAAACAAAGUGGGAAAUAUACUCAGGUUAAAAAUAAUUCUGACUAUAAAAGUGCUGAUAGUGACGUAGGAAAUUCAUCUGAUGCUAGAGAUUAUUUACACAAAAAAUUAAAAGAUAUGAAAUGUACAAAGAAUAGCAAACCUCAACCUUGUGAAUAUAAAUGUAUGGAAAAAGAGUCACAAAAACCCCAAACCCCCCCAAAUAGUGAUAAUAUCCCAGAGUCGAUGGAGUAUCCACCAACGGGUUAUGAAAAAAAGUGUUUGUGUGAUUCAUCCAAACCGGCAGAAGCGAAAGGACAAGAUCAAACAGUACAGCCACAACAAGGUGGUACUAGUGGUACAGGUAGUAGUGUUGAUCCUGGUACUACUAGUAGUGGUGGUGGACAAGGUGCUAAUACUCCUGAUUCUACUGAUCCUAAUGGCCAAGAUCCUAGUAGUGGUACUGGUGGUACGUCACAAGGUAGUAAAGAUCCUAGUGUUCCUGCUGUUCCAAGUAGUAGUAGUUCAUCUAGUAGUUCUUCGUCGAGUAGUUCAAGCAGUAGUUCCAGUGGUACGCCAUCACCUGGACAAUCUUCAACGACACAGAACACAUCAUCUCGCAACACGACACAAAAAAAAACGGCGGAAUCAUAUAGACCUAAUCCGUUACCGCGAACUAAUUUUAUUAAAGAUAGUACUCCUAUUAAUAAAAGUGGAAAUUCUGUUGAUCCAUCAGGAAUAUCUAGGAGUAUUAAUACUUCAAAAAAACCAAAAAAAAAAAUACCUACGGAAUAUAUGAAUUGUGGUGAAAAAGCUGCUGAUCAAUUAAGGAUUAAUGCACAAAAAAAUAAAGAUGUUUUAAAUAAAUUGACGGGAUCAGGAUCAAAAAAUAUGUACACGAUCGAAUCUGGAAAUACAUUUGGAAAUCAAACGUCUUGCACAAUUAAUAAAAAUCACGUUAGUUCUAUAGCAAAUGCUUCUUGUGAAGCUAAAGGAAAUCCUUUUGAUGAUACGGGAUGGGAAUGUAACAAUGGAAGAAACAGAAUGUCUAAUGAACAAGUAUGUGUUCCACCAAGAAGAAAACAUAUGUGUACAAGAAAUUUGGAAACAUUUCUAUACACAACACUUGAUAAUACAGAUGAUUUACUGAAAGAAGUUUUAAUUACAGCAGCAUAUUUAGGGAAACAUAUAAAUGAUAAAUGGCUGGAAACAUAUAAAAAAAACGAAUCAAGGAAACAAUCCGAAAUAUGUGAUACUAUGAAAUACAGUUUUGCCGAUUUGGCAGAUAUAGUGCGAGGAAAUGAUCUGUUAAUAAAAUAUGAAAAAAAAAAUAGAAUAAAACAAAGAUUAGAAAAGGUUUUCCAAAACAUUUAUAAUAAAAUGGGAAACGAAGAUAAAGCCAAAUAUCGAGAAAAUAAUUGGUCUUAUUAUAAAUUGAGAAAUGGUUGGUGGGAUGCUAAUAGAGAAUAUGUUUGGGAAGCAAUAACAUGUGCUGCACAAGAUAGUGCUACUAUUUUUAAAAAAAAAAAAAAUGAAAAUGGUACUACAACUGAAAUGUUGUCACUAGUUAAAUGUGGCCAUAACUAUGAACCCCCUGUUGACGACUAUAUUCCUCAAAGAUUUCGAUGGAUGCAAGAAUGGUCUGAACAUUUUUGUAGAAAAAGAACCAAAGAAAUUGAAAAAUUAAAAUCAGAAUGCAAAAAAUGUGAAUUACAGGGUUUAUCAUGUAAGGAUGAUAAUGAUGGAAGAAAAUGUACAGACUGUAAAGAAACAUGUAAAUCGUAUAGUGAAUUUAUUGAUAAAUGGAAAAACGAACUAAACAUGCAAUCGAAUAAAUACAAAGAAUUGUAUAAAAAAGUAAAUAAAAAUGGUAGUAUUGGUAGUCCAUAUAGUUAUGAUCAUGUUACGGAAUUUUUAAAAGAAGUGCAAGUAAAAUGCGAAAAUCCAAAUAGUGCCGAAAAAUAUCUCGAUAAAACAACUAAUUGUCCUAAAAUUAAAUUUAUGCCCAAUAGUGAUUCUCAAUCUAUCGGUGAUGGUUCUGCUAUUGAUAAUAGGGAUUAUUCUUUUGAAUCUCCCCCAAAAGACUACAAAGAUUCUUGUAAUUGUACAGCACCCGAUCCAUUGGAUAAAUGUCCGUAUGAAAAUAAUAAUAAAAAUCAAAAUGUGUGUAAUAUCAUUUCUAAAAAGGAAAGUGCAUGUCCAAAUAAAACAUUUAAAAAUGAUCUAAACGAGUGGACUGAUCAAGAAGUGAAAGAGUUAAACGCUAACAAUAAAGGUGUACUUGUACCUCCUAGAAGAAGACAAUUAUGUCUUAAAUAUGUAAAUAGAAAUUUCACUAAUAUAAAUAAUAUGGAAGAAUUCAAAGAAAAAUUUAUUCAAUAUGUCUACACUGAAGGAAAAUUGUUAGGUGAAAAGUAUAAAAACCAAACUACGGAAGCAUUGCAAUUAAUGAAAUAUAGUUUUGCUGAUUAUGGAGAUAUAAUUAAAGGUACAGAUAUGAUGAAUAGUACAACAUCUACAGAUAUAAAAACAAAAUUAGAAAAUCUACUUAAAAAUGCACAAAGUCAUGCACAACACAAUACGAGCAUCCAACAAUAUAAUAGUGUUAAUGAUUGGUGGACACAAAAUAAAAAACAUGUAUGGCAUGCGAUGUUAUGCGGAUAUCGAAAAGGAAACAAUAUUAAUGGAAAAUUGGACGAAAAAUGGUGUGAAGUACCCACUGAUGAUGAAACGCCUCAGUUUCUUCGAUGGUUAGAAGAAUGGGCAAAAUUGUUUUGUUAUGAAAAAAAAAACAAUGCAAAAAAGGUUGUAGACGAAUGUUUACAAAAAACUGAAAUACAAGGAGCCAAAAAAAUUACUGAUAUAACAGACAUAACAUGUAAAGAUAUACUAGAAAAAUACAAAGAAUGGUACCUUAAAAGACAUCAUCAAUGGGAAGGAUUAAAGAAAACUUAUAAAUCUCGAUUUUCAAAAGGUGCUAUUCAGUCGUCCCAAACACAUACACCAUCAGAAAAUGAUGCAAAAAAAUAUGUGAAAAGCAAAUGUAAAGAAUGUGAUUGUAAAUAUAAAGAUUUACAAGAAAUGUACAAAAGAAAAGAUAAUGCUGAGAAAUUAUAUGAUGAAUUGAUACAUACAGCUCGAAUUGAUAGUUUUGAUCCUACAAAAAAAACAUUUUACGAUAUUUUAACUCUUGGUGGUCAUGGUCCAGAUAUUGCAAAAGCAGCUUUUGAUGCUGCUAAAAAUGUAAUUUCUGAAGGAUCUAAAUAUGGAUUUCAAGCUGCAAAAGCAAUCUUAAAUGAAUUUAAGGAAACACUUAAUAAAAUGAAUACGAAUGAUUCCAAUAAAAACAACGUACAACCUGAUACAUCACCACCUACUCCAUCACCCUCACCCCCAAAUGAUCAACCAGAUGUCACGAAUAACAUAUUAUCUUCCACUGUUCCUAUUGGAAUAAGUUUUGCACUAGGUUCGAUCGCUUUAUUAUUUUACCUUAAGAAAAAACCUAUACUUCGACCUACGAAACUUUUUCGAGUUAUUGAUAUUCCCCAAAACGAUUAUAGUAUACCUACAAAUGAGUCGUCCAAUAGAUAUGUACCAUAUGGUAAAUAUAAAGGAAAAACAUAUAUAUAUGUCGAAGGAGAAGAAACGGACGAUUACAAUUAUAUUCGUGAUAUAUCUUCCUCUGGUAUUACAUCUUCGUCAGAAAGUGAAGUGGAAGAGAUGGAUAUUAAUGAUAUAUAUCCCUAUAAAUCGCCAAAAUAUAAAACUUUGAUCGAAGUGGUACUAAAACGAAGUAACAAAACAACAAAUGAUGAUACAUAUAAAGAUAAUAUAGUGGAUACUAGCUAUAUACCAAGUGUUAAAUAUAGUGACAAACAUAGUGAUAUACCAAGUGAUAAACCAAGUGAUAUACCAAGUUAUAAACCAAGUGAUAUACCAAGUUAUAAACCAAGUGAUAUACCAAGUUAUAAACCAAGUGAUAUACCUAGUGAUAUACGAAGUGGUAAUACAAAAAGCGUAACAACAAGUGACAUACCCACCAAUAAACUUAAAGAUGAAGAAUGGAAUCAAUUGAAACACGAUUUUAUAUCGCAGUAUUUAAAACAUAUAAGACCUGAUGUCCCCUUAAAUAAUGAGUUACCAGAUGAUUAUAUAUAUAAGGAUACCCAACCUAAUAUUACACACGAUAGUAUGCAAGAAAAACCUUUUAUUACAUCUAUUCAAGAUAGGGAUUUACAUAAUGGUAUUGAAGAGGUUACUUAUAAUAUUGAAUGGAAUGUUCCUGAAAAUAUUAAUAGGACUGCUAAUAUCAUGAAUAAUUCAAAAUACAAUAGUUUAUAUAGUGGUAUUGAUUUAAUUAACGAUUCGUUAAAUCAUAAUCAUAAUGUUGAUAUUUAUAAUGAGUUGCUCAAAAGGAAAGAAAACGAAAUGUUUGGAACAAAAUAUACGAAACAUACAUCAACAAAUCGUGUUGUCAAGGGAACACAUAGUGAUCCUAUAAGUAAUCAAAUAGAUAUAUAUCAUAAAUGGUUAGAUAGACAUAGAGAUAUGUGCAACCAAUGGAAUAACAAAGAGGAUAUUUUGAAAAAAUUGAAUGAUAAGUGGAAUAUUGAACAUAAAGAACAUGUAUUUGAUAUACCACCAUCAAUUCAUAAUGAUAUUAAUGAUGAAACAUAUAAUAUGAUUAAUACAAACACUCAUGAACAUAAUGAUAUAACAUCAGUUGAACAUCUUGGAUCAACAAAUAUUCCAUAUAUUGUUCUUACAACGCAAAAUAAUGGUUCUCAAACAAACAAUUUACGCACAAAUGUAUCUAUGGAUAUAUAUUUUGAUGAAAAAUAUAAUAAUAAUAAUAAUAAUAAUGUGUUAACCACUGAUAUAACGCAUGAAGAGGAUAAUUUGGAAACUAUGUACAACUUUUGA
Molecule: messenger RNA, 13404 nt
Organism: Plasmodium adleri (nom. inval.)
Lineage: Eukaryota; Apicomplexa; Aconoidasida; Haemosporida; Plasmodiidae
Product: erythrocyte membrane protein 1, PfEMP1, putative
Exons: 2
Coding region: 1-13404 (4467 amino acids)
Cellular component (GO): membrane
Molecular function (GO): host cell surface receptor binding
Source: RefSeq, a predicted model, not a curated record